Molecule: messenger RNA, 779 nt
Organism: Balaenoptera ricei (Rice's whale)
Lineage: Eukaryota; Metazoa; Chordata; Mammalia; Artiodactyla; Balaenopteridae
Product: eppin-like
Exons: 4
Coding region: 55-540 (161 amino acids)
Biological process (GO): negative regulation of peptidase activity
Cellular component (GO): extracellular region
Molecular function (GO): serine-type endopeptidase inhibitor activity
Source: RefSeq, a predicted model, not a curated record
CAGCCAGACAUUUUUACAUUCUGGAACCACCGGACAAGACAGCUUUCCUUCAGAAUGGAGUCUUCUGGACUUUUGAGCAUCCUGGUGCUAUCCAUCCUUCUAGUGAAUGUCCGGGGACAUGGUCUGACUGACUGGUUCUUUCACAUCCUUUCCCUAGAGAGAUGCCCCAGAAUCCAAGAUAACUGUGAAUUCAAAGAAAGGGAUGAAUGUUCGAAGGACAAAAAAUGUCCAAGACAUGAGAAGUGUUGCUUCUUCAGCUGCGGAAGAAAAUGCUUAAACCUCCAACAAGACAUAUGCAGUAUGCCCAAAGAACCUGGCCCCUGCUUGGCUUUUUUCCGUCGUUGGUGGUAUGAUAAGACAAAUAAUACCUGCUCCAGCUUCAUCUAUGGCGGCUGCAAAGGAAACAAUAACAACUUCCAAUCCCAAGCUAUAUGCCAGAGCACCUGCCCCCCAAAAAGACUGUUCUGCACUCAAGCUGAGCAAGCUUCCCAGGGAGCCAGAGAAAACUCAGAGCAGAGAAGUAGAGACUCCGACACUUGAAGUGGGAAGCUAUCAGUGUACACUGGAUAUUAUUCAGCCAUAAAAAGGAAUGAAGCACUAAUACAUGUUACACUGUGGAUGAACCUAAAAAACAUUCCGCUAAGUGAAAGAAGCCACAUACGAAAGGUCGUAUACUAUAAGAUUCCAUUUACAUGAAAUAUCCAGAACAGGUAAAUCCAUAAAGACAAAAAGUAGAAUAGUGGUUGCCAGGGGCUGGAAUAGGCUAGGGGGGUGUGUAG